Molecule: messenger RNA, 2040 nt
Organism: Sinocyclocheilus rhinocerous
Lineage: Eukaryota; Metazoa; Chordata; Actinopteri; Cypriniformes; Cyprinidae
Exons: 7
Coding region: 104-2026 (640 amino acids)
Source: RefSeq, a predicted model, not a curated record
AUAGCAACGGCAGAGGCUCGCGCUUUACGGCACGCGGGAACGGCCCACAACCCAGGACUUGUAGUUCAACCGUUAGCGUUUGAAUCUGGACUAAAUCAAGACAAUGGCCAAAAGAAAAUCGAAGACGACAGAGUUCAAAACCCCUAAGAGGACGCAGCCCAGAGUGAAACGACAGAAAAGCGCUGAAGAAACAAACCUGCAGCCUGAAGACGAAAACAAGACACCAGAAUCAGAAAACAACAAUUCCCACAAUGCAUCAUGCUCAGACAAGCUGGAUGAACAUCAGCCUGGACAGAGCACAUUACAAGUCACUCAGACAACAGAAUUCCCUGUAGAUCCGUGUUGUUCCUUGGAAGAAAAAACAAGCCAUGAUGAUAAUGUUGAGCGUGGAAAUGGCACAAAUCCACCUGAGGUCUCUCAAGAGAUUGAACAAACUGCAGCGAUCCCAGUACAAACCCCAGGACUUGACAAUAGCAACAAAUACACUCUCUCCAGACCUUUGAAUGCAGAAGCUAUUAAUGUAGAUCAGCCCGACAUAGAGCUAGAGGAUGAAGAAAGUGAAUUCACAAGCAAUUCAAACCGUGAAUCUCAGAAGGUCCCAGAUGACUGUGACUCUGAAUUACCAUCAGAUGAGCAUCAAUCCGAGAAAGAAUUGUCACAUGAGGAAAAUAUAGCCACUGAACCAAAGAUGGGUGAACGAUUAGGGUCUUCAGACAUCGUAGCUGAGACCUCAGUUGACCAGAUAGGAAUUCAGAUGCUUGAAGAUGCAGGUUCUGCAGAUCCUCUAGUAAAGAGGAAAAUAAGAAAGAGGAUGGGAAUGUGUUGGCUUGGAGAAAAGAAGAAGAUGCUCAAAGGACAGCCGACUAGAGGGAAUGUGUUUGGAGGAGGUCAAGAGAACGAGGCGGGGCAAGUUACUAAUGAUGAGCCGCUCAUGAUGAGUGACAGUGUAAAAAAUGAUAGCUCCAUUUCCCUUGAACAAGAGAGAGUCACUGAGUUCGAGGUUUCUGUGCCCUCCUUCCCAGCCUCUUGCCCAUUGGAAGAUAUACCUGUACAGGAGGAACGGGAGCAUCCUGAUGUUCAGUAUGGGAAUGAAGUUCAGAUAUUGGUGGAAUGCAUGUCAAGCAAGCAGAUUACUCAUGAAACUGACAAUACGAUCCCAUCCCAUGCUAUUGAUGAUGAUCUAAACCCUCUCGAGCAAAAUGAAAUCAAAUGCAUGGAGCGAAAUGCUAAUGAAUGCAACAUUAGAGAAGAUAGAGAAGAUGUCACAACUGAGAUUGGCACUGAAGUACCUGUAGACUUUGCAGAAGUUUGCAAGGACUCAGUCGAUGAUUCAGCUCAAGGUGCAGUUGUGAUAGACAGUUCACUUGAAGUCCUCAAAGAGGCCAAUGAAGCCUCAGCAUCCACUUCUGAGGUUGCUAACCAUUUUGGAGAAGAACUCGUAGUGGGAGGCAAUGAGAUGGAGCAGUGUUGUCCGUGUGAAUGUGACAUGAACAGUAACCACACCAAUGAGCAGUCUGUGGAGCUCAUGGAUAUCGCGGCGAAUGAGACCAUCAGUGCACCUCCUGUAAUCCGUGAGACAGAAGAUAAGUGUGAGUCUUCAGACUUUACUAUGGUUGCCGUCACAGUCACAGCUGAGAACAAGGCAGACUGUGAGGACAACAGCGUGUCGAAAGUUACUAAAACGGAGCUGUAUCAUCAGUCAUUUGCAGAGCCUCAUCUGAGUCCUGUCGCUGAACCGGAUCCCUCCAGCCCCUUAUCCAUGCACUCCGUGACCGAUUCCCAGCUCAACAACAUCCCUCUGAGUUUGGAGGAUCUCUCGAUCUCAGAAGCCUCCUGUGAUCUGGAAGAUGCCACAGAGCUUGUAUGUGGCCUAACCAGAGAUAUUGCCUAUAUGAAUCAGAUAUUGAUAGAUGCACGCAGGAAGAUUGGAUUUGGGCAGCAAGGCAGAACACCUCCAAGACCACCACCCCACACUCAGAAAUAUAGGCAUAAUGCCAACAGAGUCGGAAUAUAUUUUUCUGCAUGAUAUAGUGUACAGAA